Molecule: messenger RNA, 1347 nt
Organism: Melanaphis sacchari
Lineage: Eukaryota; Metazoa; Arthropoda; Insecta; Hemiptera; Aphididae
Exons: 6
Coding region: 1-1347 (448 amino acids)
Source: RefSeq, a predicted model, not a curated record
AUGUGUCAGUAUAUGCCAUACGGUGACUUCAAUUGGGUUGAAUCCAACUUGAACGGACUGAGUGAGAUGUCGCCAACGUCAAACAAAGGUCGAGUAUAUGAAAUUGAUGUAUCAUACCCACAACAUUUACAUGAUAAACAUAAUGACCUGCCUUUCCUGCCACAAAACGGUAUACCACCAGGCUCAAAGGUGAAAAAAUUAAUGUCAACGUUUCAGCAGAAGAAAAAUUAUAUUAUACAUUACCGGAACCUACAGCAGGCAAUUAAAAAUGGGUUAAUAGUUGAAAAAGUGCAUAGAGUUUUAGAAUUUAGUCAGUCUGCAUGGUUGGCUGAUUAUAUUAACUUAAACACAGAGAUGAGGAAGAAGGCACAGAACGACUUUGAGAAAGACUUUUUCAAAUUAAUGAACAAUGCGGUAUUUGGGAAGACUAUGCAAUCGAAAAGGAAGGAAAUGAAGAUGGAGUUGGUGUCGUGUGAGAGACGAUUACAAAAACUUAUUAAUAAGACGACAUUUAAACAUGCUACCAACUAUAACGAAAACCUGAACGCGGUGGCACUAGAAAACAAAAUAAUCAAAUUUGAUAAGCCUAUAUAUAUUGGAUUUGCUGUUCUUGACAUUUCCAAGACGAAAAUGUACGAUUAUCACUACAACGUAAUGCAGAAGCACUAUGGUGAUAAUAUCAAACUUAUGUAUACUGAUACUGAUUCGUUGGUAUACCAUAUUAAAACUGAAGAUUUUUACAAAGACUUGAUUGAGAAUCCCAACUUGAUGGAUAGAUUAGACACGUCGGACUUGCCUCCUAUCCAUCCAUGCUACACUACAGCUAGGAAGAAGGUGCCCGGGUUCUUCUCUGAUGAAGCAAAAGGUCAUAUAAUGACAGAGUUUUGUGCACUACGUGCAAAAUCAUACGCGUACAACAUAUAUACAGGAGAAGAGGAUGAGCAGAAAGAUAAAGAUGACAGAGUUGGAGGAGAAAACAUAAAGGCGAAGGGUGUAAGACAGCAUGUGGUUAAAAACCAUAUGACGUUGGAGGAUCAUGUUAAGUGUUUGUUCGGAGAUGAAAGUCUUGAUAAAUAUACAGAAAAUGUCUCCAUACGCUCCUUUAAACACCAGCUAAUGACAAUCAAAACAAAUAAAUUGACAUACAACAACUACGAUGACAAAAGAGUGGUGCUAGGCGAUAAAAUACAUACACUGGCUCACGGUCAUUAUAGUUUAGAGUAUGAUAACGAGCAGAUUGUUGAUUGGCCAGAUCAUGAGUUUACUGUAGACGUUACUGGGCGUGAGUGGGAGGAAUCGGAUAAAGAUUUAAUGAGAUUACUUCUAAUGGAAUGCAUGUCCAAAUAA